Molecule: messenger RNA, 757 nt
Organism: Lactuca saligna
Lineage: Eukaryota; Viridiplantae; Streptophyta; Magnoliopsida; Asterales; Asteraceae
Source: the annotation of a GenBank genome assembly
AUGGAGAGAAAUGAAGGCGGCAACGAAACUCAUGUGUUUGUUGUGGGAGGCUCGUCGGAGAAGGACGACAAUGACAAGUGUGGCUCUGGUGGUUUCUUACGGUCAAGGUGGAAUGUGGAGGUGGUAACGAAGUUUAGGGCUUUAAGAUCCAGCGACGUUGCAGAGCCGGUUGGAUGGAGCUCAAACAGAUCCCUAAUGGCGAUGAGAUCCAUCAUUUCCUCAAGAUCACAUUCUCUUCUUCAUUUCAAGCACUCAUCCAAUUCCAAUUUAAGAUUGCUUCGUCUCUUCAGCGAUCAAGGCCGCGUCCUUGACGACGAAGAACGUGCUCGUGAGAAUCUGUACGUCAAGAAAAUGGAGAAAGAAAAGCUGGAGAAGCAGAAGCAGAAAAUGGAAGGAAAAGACAAAUUAGACGAUAAAGAUAAAUCUGAGAAGAAACCAUAAGGAAGAAGGCAAAACUUGUAAGCUGAGAUGGAUCCGCUUAAUCGACUUCUGAAGCUCUUGACUCAAGUAGAUUAAUAAACGUGAGUCUGAAAACAAGACUUAAAUUGGUCAAUCGUUAAUGGUGUUUUCUGCAAUUUUUACACUUUUUACAUUUCAUUGUCGUGCUUCGUUUUUAUAAAACAAAAGCACAAUUUUGUUAGAUGAUCCUUAGAAGUUGGGUCAAUGAAGAAUUUAUCAUGAAUUUUUUUUGAAGAUAUCUGUUUUUGGAACUUACCCAAAGGCCGAAUGUGAUGAAAAUAUCGACAUAAUAAUUAAC